Chrysoperla carnea is the source of this 2369-nucleotide messenger RNA. Its product is annotated as nose resistant to fluoxetine protein 6-like. NCBI's taxonomy places the organism in Eukaryota, Metazoa, Arthropoda, Insecta, Neuroptera, Chrysopidae. The record is from RefSeq and is a predicted model, not a curated record. The transcript has 13 exons. The coding region runs from base 26 to 1870 and encodes 614 amino acids. Gene Ontology annotation, molecular function: acyltransferase activity, transferring groups other than amino-acyl groups.
CAAAAAUGAAUUUUGGUCAAAAAGAAUGAUUGAUGCCUCAUCAAAAUUGCAAUCCGGAUUUUUAUCUGGACAUUUUGCGGAUAUGGGUCAAUUUGACCAAUGUUUAGCUGUAAAGUAUAAAGUUGAUUCAAUAAGUGGUAAAUUUUGUUAUACAAAAAUAAAAAUACCAGUAUCUAGACGACAUGAAUUUUCGGAAAUUGAUAUUGAAAAUAUUGAGCCAAAAAUAAACAAUGCAGUUCAACCGUUCAUAACACCAAGAGCAAUCUUUAUGGGGGAUGCAAUUAUUUUCCGAUGGUCAAUUUGUGUUCCAAGUGGAUGUACAGCUGAAGAUGUUAAGUCUCAUUUAAAUUCAUAUUUUCAAUUACCAAGUAAUCCGAUUUUACCGGGUGUUAAAGUAUAUGAUGUAACUGAAGACGAUUGUCACAGCUUAGAGACAGCACCAAAGCUCGAUGGUGGUGAUUGGACAGUUAUAGGAAUUUUUAUUGGAAUUGCUUGUUUUGUCUUAUGCAGUACAAUUUAUGAUGUUUACUUAUAUUACACGGAAAAAGAGCCAAUACAUAAAAUAUUGAUUGCGUUUUCAUGGUAUUCAAAUUUUAAAUCUUUAAUACGAAUUAAUAAGAAUUCUGACCAGUUGCCAUGUUUAAAUGGUAUUCGAUUCUUAAGUAUUUUAUGGAUUAUCCACGGGCAUGAAUUUUUAACUUUUACGUAUCAAGAAUUAGUAAAUCAAAUCGACUUAUUCCACUGGAUUCAAAAAGAACCGUGGUCUUGGUUUACAAUGGGCAGCACAGUAUCAGUGGACACAUUCUUCGUUUUGAGUGGUUGUUUAUUAAUGUAUGGAUUUUUAAAAUCACAAGCAAAAAAGAUACCUUUUAAUGUUCCAUUAAUGUAUUUUCAUCGUUACGUAAGAUUAACACCUGCUUACUUGGCUGUAAUUCUAAUUUACUUAACAUUAUUAACGGAUAUGGGUUCAGGACCUAUUUGGAAUGACGCUGUUAACGGUUUGCAUACAACAUGCCAGAAAUACUGGUGGUCUGGUAUUUUAUAUAUACAAAAUUAUGUGAAUGCUAACGAAGAUUGUGUUGGCCAAACUUGGUAUUUAUCAGUUGAUAUGCAACUGUUUGUUAUUUCACCACUUAUUUUAUUAAGUGUUAAAUAUUGGCCUAAAUAUGUGCCAUAUUUAUUUUCAACAUUAGUAAUAGUUUUUACAAUAAUACCAACGAUCGUUGCAUGGCAGUAUGACUUAGGUGUAAUGAUAGGGGGCGGAGAUUAUUUCCGAGUAUAUUAUGCACAGACAUAUGCGCGUGCUGGUCCAUGGAUUUUAGGACUUUUCUUGGGAUAUAUUUUAUAUAAUACAAAAAACAAAGUCAUUAGGAUUAAUCGGAUUUUAGUUGCUUUAUUAUGGCUUCUUACUGCUCUUGCAAUGCUUUUUAUUGUAUUCGGCAAUUAUAAAGCGAUGCGAAGUGAUUAUGUAAGGCACGAAGCGUAUGAUGCGAUAUUCACUGGCCUACAUCGUAAUAUUUGGGGUCUUGCUAUUGGUUGGAUAAUUUUCGCAUGUAUGCAUGGAUAUGGAGGUCCAGUAAAUUGGUUUUUAUCAUUAUCUAUGUUCCAAGUUUUAGCGAAACUUACAUAUUCCAUAUACUUACUGCAUAUGGGAAUACAAGGUAUUCGCGCAGGAAAUGUUCGAAUAAAUACAUAUUUUUCAAAUAUGGCUGUGCUAUUUCAAUUCUUUGGAACAACUUGUAUAACAUUAUUAUUGGCAAUUAUAUGGGUCCUAACAUUUGAAUAUCCUUUCGCUGUAAUAGAUAAUUUGAUAGUCGGUGGAGUUGGUGGAAUGGUGACAAAAAGAUCUGAUAAAAAAGAAGUGAAAUAAUGAAAACCAUAACUUUGGAUUUACACGAAUGUACCUUAUUUUGAUAUUAUACGUAAAUGAAAAUUUCGUAAUAUGUAUAGAUCGUUCAAACUGAGCUGAGACUGUUCGAUAUAGCAAAGAGAUCAUAAAGUUAAAUACCAAUACCAUUUGGAAACCAUCUCGUUAGCCAUUUAUAAUAUAUAUCAAAUAAUGAGUUUUUAUGGAUGUUCUUAUGUAUAAAACAAAGAGGGGAUGUGUACUGUGUGUGAUGCGCACUGUAUCGUAUGUGUAAAAGUGAUGAGACACAUAUACAAAUACAGAUCAAAUGAUAUGAUUACACGCGCUUCACGCACAGUACAUUCCCACUUUGUUUUUUACAUAAGAACGCCCAUAAAAAAUCUUCUUACUUCAUAUAUUAUAAAUGGCUAACGAGAUUGCCAAACUGUAUAUACAUAUUCAUUACAUCUGCAUACUCUUUUAUUCCGUCUCAUUUCAUUUUAAACGACAUGUAUUUUAAAGA